Molecule: messenger RNA, 3488 nt
Organism: Daphnia pulicaria
Lineage: Eukaryota; Metazoa; Arthropoda; Branchiopoda; Diplostraca; Daphniidae
Exons: 12
Coding region: 335-3304 (989 amino acids)
Biological process (GO): cGMP catabolic process
Molecular function (GO): 3',5'-cyclic-GMP phosphodiesterase activity
Source: RefSeq, a predicted model, not a curated record
AGCUGCUGUCGGCUCGUUGGGAGACUCAGUCGCGUCCCGACUUUCGGACCGUGCACACCACGCCCCCCUCCACAUCGCCCGCGCAACAACACAACAUUGGCCAGCAGCGGGUUUUUUUUUCCGGGGGGGAAUGCUACUCAUCAUUACUCAACAGUGAUUGUGGGGCCGUGAAAUGUAUUAAAACCCGAAACAAAAUGUGUGUGACGGAGAGUGUCGAGUGUUGGGACGGUUCUCAUCAUGUUGUUGUGUCACGUUUUAUUGAGACUGUCGUGUAGGUGACCGGUUUUUGAUUUGGUUAAUUUCCCCCCCUUGUGUGGCAGCAGCGGGUGCCGAUAUGGCGCAUGCGGAACUUGAUGCCACAACAAUCACCAGCAGCAGCAGCAGCAGCCCGCAGACCACCAGUUUCAUAUCGUCCUAUUCUCCGCCAUCGGCGGCGGCGAUCCUCGCCAGUGCAACGCAACAGAUUCAACAGUCUCUGCAAUCCUCGUCCCAAUCCGCUAGGAGCUGUGGCGGAAGCAACGUUGCCAUUGCAUUGCAGCAGCGACGAAAGACCGUUUACUUUACAGUCGGCCAGCGUCAAGAAGUGGCCAUCUUCGAGGACUACACGCCUUCCGAAGACAUUAAAAGUUUGUUUAGUAGCGCAGCCGAAGCCGGUCCUCACGACAUUCUCAAGAUGUACACACCCGAGGGAUCGCUCGUCAACAUUUCCAACCGGCUCGAAAGUAACCGGCCCGACGCUCCGUAUCGGCUCGAAUUGGUCGCCGCCCAUUUCAAUCAAGGAUCGUUGCCCGAGCAAUUGAGAGCUGAACUGGCCCUGCUGGAAGAAAGGGUCUCGGAUUUGGAGCGGCGGAUGCACGACCUGGCCUCCCUCUACCCGCAGGACGUCCAAGCCAUGCGGGACGAAUUGGAACAGCACAAACAAAUUCUCGGGUUGUGCAGAGCUGGAACCACAUUCCGGCACGCUGGAAUGGGCCGUCCUUAUUGGAACAGACACAAAGCCCGGCGGAAAUCCGAGUCGGAGAAACGACUCGUCUGCGAGAAAUAUCUUUACAUCAGCACAAUGACAUUGACGGAAGAGAUCCGGCGCUGCCUGCGGAUGCCAACGUUCGAUAAUUGGCAGUGGGAGGACGAAGAGAUUCUGCUGCUCCUGCAGCAAAUGUACGUCGAUUUGGAUUUGCUGAGCAAAUUCGACAUCGACCUCGACGUCCUGCGCAAAUUCCUCUGUCAAGUCUACAUGAACUACAACGAGGUGCCGUUCCACAAUUUCCAGCACUGCUUCACCGUCAGUCAAAUGAUGUACGGCAUCAUUUGGUGCCUGGAUUUACCAGACAAAAUCGGCGACCUGGAAACACUGAUCCUCUUGACUUCCUGCAUAUGCCACGACCUCGAUCAUCCGGGAUUCAACAACAUUUAUCAGAUCAACGCCAGGACGGAGCUGGCCCUGCGCUACAAUGAUAUUUCGCCGCUGGAAAAUCACCACUGCUCGGUGGCGUUCAACAUUUUGGAAGAUUCGACGGCCAACAUUUUCCGAUCCUUCACGGCCGACGUCUACAAAAGCGUCCGCGAGGGAAUCAUCCGCUGCAUUCUGGCGACCGACAUGGCCCGUCACAACGAGAUCCUCAACCAGUUCAAUCAAAUCGCCCCCAUCUUUGAUUACGACAAUCGAGCCCACAUCAAUCUGCUGUGCAUGGUGCUGAUCAAAGUGUCGGACAUUUCGAACGAAGCCAGGCCGAUGGAUGUGGCUGAGCCGUGGCUGGAUUGCCUCCUGCAGGAAUUCUUCGAGCAGAGCGACCGCGAGAAAAUGGAAGGCUUACCCGUCACGCCUUUCAUGGACCGGGACAAGAUCACCAAACCGUCGUCCCAAUGCUCCUUCAUCGGAUUCGUUUUGCUUCCGCUCUUCGAGGCCAUCGGUCGCCUUUAUCCCGAACUAGACAAUUUAAUAGUCAAUCCGGUCAGAGAAGCUUUGGAUUACUAUCGAAAACUGAACGAAGCUUCACGUCGCAAUCUGGAGCAGCCGGCGAGUCCGACGCCGCCGGCAACUUCAGUUUCAUCCGCCGCCCACGACUGCGUCCAGGAAAAGGAAGCGACUCCAUCCUUCACUGAUGAAUCCACCGGCAGUCAGCAGCGAUCCAAAGCAUCACACCAACUCAUCCAGCAGCGCAGCGCGACCAGCAUCGAAGAUGACAGGAAAAACAAUCUACAGAUGGAUCAUCCGUUGAUAGUUGGCGCAGCCCCGACGACCCCCAUCAGCCGAGAAAGGUCGCUCUCGCAAGAGGAAGAAAUCCGACGCUUCUCAUUCGGCCUCGAUCCCGACACGUUCACCGAAGUGGAAAUCUGCGAGAAAACGUUCUCGUUCAAGAUCAGCACGGACAUUAGACCGUUGCCGGGAUGGAGCAGCAGCGGCGGCGGAGUAGUAGGUGGCAACGGAAGUUGCCAAAACGGAAGACAGCCAUCAUCAGCCUUCCGGCGGGCAUCACUGGCUGUCAUGUCUGCUUCUCUUGCCGAGUCGGCCAGGAUUCUGGCCAGUGGGGUGGUGGCCGCCCGUAGUGCCACCAACAGUCCCACACAGUCAGGGCCGAGUGCUUAUCGGACCAUCCAGGAAGAGGAGGAUGAAAUUCCGCUGGACGUGCCCACGACAACCACCACCAGCACCACGACGUCGUUGACCAAUGGCGGAGUCUUCAGCAAAGAGAUGUCGGUCGAAUCGCCGUCGCACAACGGCCAGGGCUGCACAGCAAACGAAAUCACGACCGCUUCAGCGCCAUUAGCCUCGACCGAGGACGUGACCGAUUCUUCAGUUGCCACUAAAGAAAAUUCUCCAGUUGAUCUGCCGGCCGAAUCCUCCAUCACGUCGUCGUCGUCGUCCUCCAAGACCCGCGACAAUCCCCUCCUAAUUCGAUUGCGUCAAUGGACGGACCGAUUCGGUUUAAGUCCCGUCCGACCGGCCUCGGCCGAGCCGCCGGAAAACGGGAUCACAUCUGACGUGCCCAAAUCGCCAAAACUGCUCGGCUCCCGAAAAAUCGUCUCCACCAGUUUGUCCCGUCUCUUUAGUCGUUCGCCGUGUCACAAAGGAGCAGGUUCAGGCCAGCAGCAGCAGCAGCAAUCAGCAGCCAAUUUAGUUAAGAGUAAAGAGUCGAAUCAUUUGCUGUUCCAGGAAUCUUCCACGAGUAGCCAUCGGUUGUGCAAAAACAACGUCACGGCAAUCUCAUCCGCCAGCGCGGAUGUGUCGCGCAGUUUAGACAACGUCACGACAGCCGCCGACAUGAUGUCCGAUUCGACCAAUCAUCCCAACCAAAACGCUUAGAUCAAUGUCUCUCUCUCUCUCUGUAUUGUUUAUCUCAUUAAUGACGUAAAUUCAUUAAUGAAUAUUUAUUAUUUCCCCCUCUCCCUCUCCUUCGUUCGUUCACUUUUCUCAGCUUCACUGUGGGAAACAAAAAUUAUAUAUUCAUCUGAAAUGUUUUUUUCUCUCAGAAAUUGAUUGUCGUCAC